CACUAUUCAGCACCAUGUCCGCCCCAGCACCCCUCCGCAUUGCCGUCCUCGUCAACACGCCCCCGGACAACGACUUCUGGAAUGACGUGAGCGAGUCCUACCGUGCUGCUUUUGGCGUGGUUGCGCCCACUGCUCAGCUAGACAUGUACGACCCGGUCUUCGAGAGCAAUUUCCCCGACCCCCAGAAGUAUAACCUGAUCGUCCUAAGCGGCGGGAAAGCGGACGCUUCAUCUUCGGAGCCCUGGGUAUUGGGUGUGUUGGAAUUUGUGCGCAACGCUGCGCAGUCAUCCCCCAAGACCAAGUUUCUAGGUAUCUGCUGGGGUCACCAGGCCAUCUCGAGGGCUUUUGGUGGAGUGGUGCGAGCUGUGCUCACGGUUCCAAUUGCGGCCAUAGAAGAUGUCAAGUUGACUGAAGCCGGGAAGAAAUUCUUUUCUACUACACCGGAUGUGGCAAGCUUUAGAUUGCCGGAGUUUCAUGUCCGAGAGGUGGCGCAACCCGGAGAGAAGUUCAUCCAUCCGGCAGAAAACCAUGAGAUGUUUGUCAAUCAGCAGAACACUGUUUUGACUUUUCAAUCGCAUCCGGAGGUUCAGCCCGUCCUCGCCAAGAAGAUGCUGUUGGAAGAGGAUGACGUUUAUAAUGGAAAUCUCUCCAAGGACGAAUUGGACAGUCAUCUGAAACGGCUUGAGCAGCCGACGGAUGGCUUUGAGGUGCUGAGACGGGUAGUUGAAUGGGUAAGGGAAUGA
Molecule: messenger RNA, 743 nt
Organism: Aspergillus ibericus CBS 121593
Lineage: Eukaryota; Fungi; Ascomycota; Eurotiomycetes; Eurotiales; Aspergillaceae
Product: class I glutamine amidotransferase-like protein
Exons: 3
Coding region: 15-743 (242 amino acids)
Cellular component (GO): nucleus; cytosol
Source: RefSeq, a predicted model, not a curated record